Macadamia integrifolia is the source of this 1466-nucleotide messenger RNA. RefSeq lists its product as uncharacterized. The record is from RefSeq and is a predicted model, not a curated record. Lineage: Eukaryota; Viridiplantae; Streptophyta; Magnoliopsida; Proteales; Proteaceae. The transcript has 4 exons. Bases 784 to 1092 code for a protein of 102 amino acids.
CUAUUUCAGUUUUUGGUCAGUUUAGGUUUCUCUAUUAGUGAAUGACUAGUUAGUUACCUAACUCCAUGUUGAAGUUCUAGUCUAGUCCUAUUUGGAGUCCAACUCCUAUUAUGUAGUGUCUAUCCUUGUAGGCGAUGUUCCAAUGAUGCUGCUUUGACUACUGCUUUGACUUCUUCUUUUACCUCAUUUUACUUCUUUUUAGUACUUCUAUUUUUUCUUAUGCUUACUAUUCUCUUAGACCACAUCAGAUCCAUGUAGCCGAUCCCAUCAAGUUGGGAUAAGGUUAUGGUUGUUGUUGUUGUAAGAUAAGACAACUGACCCAUAGGACCGUUGGUUCAAUAAUUGAACCAGAACUGACUUAAAACAAGACAUAACCAGACCCAGGUCAUGUUAAGCCUGUACAAACACUAGGCCAUGUUAAGCCUGGUUCUUCAUGGAUCUUCUCCUCUGAUAUGUCUUAAGUUCUGCCUCACUUGGCCUUGGUAAUUGUUACUUUCUCCAGUUUGGUCUGGUUUGUUUUGGAUGCUAAUUUCUGAGACAAUUGUGUUCUUUUAUGAUUUGGAUUGUGCUCAACACGUCUUUCUACUUGGCAGAACUUAACACUUGGCUCACCUACUAGAUGAAGUUUCUUUUAAUGCUAUUAUCUAAUUGGUGCUCUUUUCUUUUUUGCCCCUUAUCUAAUUCAUGACAAAGGGCAUUGGUCCCAGGAGGAGUACCAGGCUUUAUUUGAUUUAGUGAACAUGGAUUUUUGCAUGAAAGCCUUCGAGGAAAAGAAAUCCAAGCAUGGGAUGGUAUGGCCAGUUAAUAUCACCUAUGGUAGCAGAAGGUUUAUGGCAGGAUGCUGAUGAUUUUCGUCUGCUGAUUGCACUUUAUAACUUGGAUGCUUCUUGCGUUGAAGAUGUUGACUGGGACAAUCUUCUUGACCUCAGGUCUGGAGAUGUUUGUAGGAAACGUUGGGACCAAAUGGUCAGUCACAUAGGCAAGCAUGGGUGCAACUCGUUCGCAGAACAAGUAGAAGUGCUUUCAAAACGUUAUUGCCCAGAAUUGCUUGAACUGAGAGAGGCCUACGAUAGCAAACCUGUUACUCCAUGAAGUUGUUCAUUGGUCCUUGGCUGCAGCAAGGUGCUUGGUUUGGAAUUUGGUGUGUAUCAAAACACCACUAAAACAUACAAAUGAGAUCAUGACUAUGAAAACAGAAAACUUGCAAAUGGAAAAGAUUGAGCAUGCUCGUAUAUCAAAUCCUUGUGACCCUCCUAAGUGAUGGUAAUGUUGAGUUCUACAGGUUUUUGGUACAGAGGAGAGAAUCCAUAUUUUUGGAAGGGAAAAUAUUAUCAGGAGCAGGAGGUGUGAAUAGCUAGCCAGCCAGUGUAACCAUUUUUGUAUUCCAUUUUGAAGUGAAUAUUUCAAAAGAUUUGAAUAUAAUUAGGGGCAAUAAUAUAUUAUGGUUAAGACUUUCAAAUUUAUAA